Messenger RNA from Coffea eugenioides, 752 nucleotides. Its product is annotated as V-type proton ATPase subunit G 1. Gene Ontology annotation, cellular component: vacuolar proton-transporting V-type ATPase complex. NCBI's taxonomy places the organism in Eukaryota, Viridiplantae, Streptophyta, Magnoliopsida, Gentianales, Rubiaceae. The coding region runs from base 172 to 504 and encodes 110 amino acids. The record is from RefSeq and is a predicted model, not a curated record. Gene Ontology annotation, biological process: proton transmembrane transport. Gene Ontology annotation, molecular function: proton-transporting ATPase activity, rotational mechanism. The transcript has 4 exons.
CCCAAAUCUUUAACUGCUCGGCGCUUCUUCUUGCUUUCUUCCCUGCUAGAUAUUUUGGGUCUCUUUUUUUUUUUCCUGUACAGUAGAAGUACCUAAUAGUAAUUAAGAUAGAUCGAGAUUGUUUUGCUUGGUUUAUGAUCUGAUUCGUUGCUUUCGUCUAUCUCUGCAAGUAUGGAUGCCAACAGAGGCCAGAAUGGAAUUCAACUGUUAUUAGCGGCAGAACAGGAAGCUCAACACAUUGUCAAUGCUGCUAGAGCUGCAAAACAGGCUAGACUAAAACAGGCCAAGGAAGAAGCUGAGAAGGAAAUUGCGGAAUUCCGUGCACAAAUGGAAGCUGAGUUUCAGAGAAAGGUUGCACAGACUAGUGGAGACUCAGGUGCUAAUGUGAAACGACUUGAACAAGAAACGGAGGCAAAGAUCCAUCACCUAAAGAAUGAAUCUUCCAGAAUUUCCCAUGAUGUUGUUCAGCUGCUUCUGAGGCACGUGACUUCUGUAAAGAUUUAAGUUCUUGGUAGCUCAUGGGUUUUACUGAAGGCUUUUUCGUCAUUUUUUAUGGAUGUUGUGCUUAGUCAAUCAAACGCUUGGUGUCUACUUGUACGUUAGUAAUUUAUUACCUGUAUUUGUUGAUUGUGGCCUCUUACCAAAUAAAAAUGUGAUGUUCCUAUGGCUAUUUGUAUCAGUAUUUGUUACUUUUGAGGAUAUACAUCAAACAAUUGAGUCCAAUCAGUUAUUGAUUUCCUCCAGAUCAACUA